Molecule: messenger RNA, 216 nt
Organism: Linum tenue
Lineage: Eukaryota; Viridiplantae; Streptophyta; Magnoliopsida; Malpighiales; Linaceae
Source: the annotation of a GenBank genome assembly
AUGCUUUUGCUUCUUCUACCCAUACUCUCCUUCCUCCUCCUCUCCCUCUUCCUAAUCCUACUCCGCUACCGCAGGCUGUCCGUCCAACUCCCUCCAGGCCCAAAGCCCUGGCCCAUCCUCGGCACCAUCCUCCACGUCGGAUCCAUGCCCCACGUAACCUUCGCCCGACUCUCCCAAGUCCACGGCCCACUCAUCUCCCUCCGCCUCGGGACCUAG